CUCUCUCUCCCAGCUGGGUAUACACAUGCUCACUCGCACAAGCGCUCUGCCUCUCUGAUACAGACUCUCUACUUAGUGGCUUGGAGAGAGGACUGUGGCUCACAGCUUCUCAAUGAGGGGAUGCAGCCAAGGGAAGACAGAGCGCUCCUUCCUCGGGAGCCUUCCGCUGCAUGCGUGACAAGGAGUGUGAGGGUGGGGGGUGUGCACAAAAGAAGCUUCCCAGUCAUCGCAACAUAGGAGUUCUACUUCACGGAGAGAGCAAGGCGCGACGGCUGGGGCGGCCGAGAGGAACGGAGAUCUAUCUCCACGUGUGAAGCUGAUUACUGCCAUGACAUGAUGAGCCACCGCUUCCUCCAUCCACUGGGUGACACAGACCUGAGGGUGCGCUGGCUUUGGUGACUUUUGUGUUUCCAAGGAAUUCAAAGAAAAGGAACAGUGCAGAUCCAAAGGACGGAAAAGAACAGUCUUGGCCAAGCACCUUUUGUUCUGGGUUCGGCUAAUUUGGAAUUUCAGGCAGGAAGGUUUCUACAGGAUGGAUGGAUUGAAAGAGUGAGCCGGCUGGGGAGUCAGACGCUUGAACCGUGACUUGGUCCUCUGAAACUUACUACUCAGAAUGUCCUGGUUUUUGGCAAUGUGGGUCAGCCUCAGCUUCCUGUUGCUGUGCCAAGCGACACUCUACCAGAGCAUCCAGCAGCAGCACGUGGCCCGGCCAGGUCGAACUGACAUUCUCACCCUGGAGGGCGGUACGUGUGAGGUGAUCGCAGCCCACAGAUGCUGUAACAAGAAUCGCAUCGAGGAACGCUCUCAGACCGUCAAGUGCUCCUGUUUACCGGGAAAAGUGGCAGGAACAACACGCAACAAACCUUCCUGUGUGGAUGCGUCCAUUGUAAUUGGGAAAUGGUGGUGUGAGAUGGAACCAUGUCUGGAGGGAGAAGAGUGCAAGACUCUGCCUGACAAUUCUGGAUGGAUGUGCUCCUCCGGGAAUAAAAUCAAGACCACAAGGAACACCCAGCAGCCAUACUCCCCUUUUUAGCUUCCGGAAGCAAAAUGCAGAGGAAACGUCAACCGAAAUUGAGCUGCAUUCUUGCUUCUGUAAAGAUUCAUCCCAGGACCUAACGACGAGCUCCCAUCGCAGCACUCUGCGCCAGCCUUUCCUCCUCUCAUCUAUCCUUUCUCUUCCUGUCGACUGGUGUAAAACUAUUACAUCCGAGGCUGGUGACUGGAUUACCUGGGACCACAGAAAGGAUAUCCACCUAGAUAAAACAGCUUUGCUCGUGUGGCGCCAAGGAUUUCAAACGGCGUUAAUCCCCUGUUUGAUCAAGGAGCGCCAUGUUGGUGAAUCUCCUCAGCCCUACAGCUGCGGCCGGCUUGCUACCAACUCGCUCCUGGUUUCCUUCUUGUGCCGUACGUAAACUGAAGCAGCUCAGUCGGGGUCAUUUUGAACAUUAUGUGAAGACUUUCACGCCGCCGGUCUAAAAUGGUAAAAGACGCCGAGAAGCCGACGGGCGACCAGAGCAUGGAACUAAAAGCACAAAGGCGGGAGAUUACCUUGAUAACCUUUUCUUUCGGCGUGGAUAGCUGCCUUUGUGUUUGACUUGCUUACAAGAUGACUUUGUAGGGACCACGUAGGAGUGAGAAAGAAUUAGCCAGCCUGGAUGAAGUUAAUCAGUUUUCUGCUUUGUGACUCAAACGUCUGCCCUCAUGGCCUCACCUUUUGCGGUCAAUAACGAACUUUCCAUUUGACGUCUUGACCUUGAAGGCAUGUACAUUCUACAGCGCUAGUUUUCUUUGUACGUGAGGACACGUUUGCGUGUGUGUAUAUAGAUAUCUAAAUAAAAGACAUAUAUGGCAGCAAAUCCAACAAACUGAAAAGUAUAUUUAAGACUAUUUGGAGCUUAACCCCCACUGUGGUUAUCUUUUGUUUGUUUGUUUUCUUCUGGGGUCAAAGUGCGAUUCAUACAUGUGGAAAGCCCUUCAUUGACGUCUGUACUGAAAAAGAUGCAAAGUGUAAAAAUAUAAUACGUCAUUGGUCAUGUCAAGCCAGAACAUGCCGGUAAAGAUGAGGAAAACAAUGUAUAGGCCUGCCUCACAAAGCAACAGUCUCAGAUCGGCAACCGUUGCCCCCCCCCCCCCCCCGUCCUGAAAAAAAACGUAAUUGGAACAUGAACGUGUCUCUCGCUGCUGAAAGUGGUCGUAAGUAAUCCGUGAACGUUUGCUGUUUCAAUGUACUUCUCACAUCACAGACUGUGACAAUUCAGGUGAAAUAUUCCGAAACAGAGAGGCGGUAUUGACAACUACGGAAAGAGAAAUGCUGUUGUCCCCCAGUAGAGAUCCGAGUAUAUUACAGGAGAGCCUCAUGAGAAAUAAAAAUGCUUUUCUAUACUGA
Molecule: messenger RNA, 2386 nt
Organism: Syngnathus acus (greater pipefish)
Lineage: Eukaryota; Metazoa; Chordata; Actinopteri; Syngnathiformes; Syngnathidae
Product: chemokine-like protein TAFA-1
Exons: 6
Coding region: 614-1033 (139 amino acids)
Biological process (GO): neuroblast differentiation; regulation of neuroblast proliferation
Molecular function (GO): receptor ligand activity
Source: RefSeq, a predicted model, not a curated record